This is a messenger RNA of Rubroshorea leprosula, 3166 nucleotides long. The record is from the annotation of a GenBank genome assembly. NCBI's taxonomy places the organism in Eukaryota, Viridiplantae, Streptophyta, Magnoliopsida, Malvales, Dipterocarpaceae.
GAUUGAUUCAGCCUCAAUAUUCUUUAUGGUAUCAGAGCCUUCUCUUAGCACCAAAUUAAUUCUAAAACCCUAGGUUUCUUAUUCUGUUGUGCCUCUGCGUCAAUGGAUGAGUCUUCGUCUUCUUCCUCUUUGUCUCCUUCCUCUACUUCUCCUAUUCCCACUGGUCCUCCGUUUCUUUCUACAAUUUUUGCCCCUUCCUCUCCUGUUGUGUCUGUCACGCCGUCAAUCCCUAUUCCUCCUUUUCCUCCUACUUCUUCCUCUUUACCCACAACCCUUGCCUCUUUUGUUUUCUCUCAUCCUGUUUUCUCCAUCACCAAUAUUCGGAAUUAUUAUGUCAAGGGGUUAUCUGAUCGGCUUUUCGGAAUUGGUCAUCCAGUCUCUGAUAAAGAUUUAGUGCUUCAAACUAUUGCUAGUCUUGAUCAUUCCUUUUUAGUGGCAAAGCACACUAUUCCUCAACGUGUUCCCUUCCCUACUUUCUUGGAAUUGCGAUCGCUACUGUUGAUUAAGGAAGCUAAUAUUUUGCAGGAAUCCUCAACUAGCUCAUUGAUGAAUGGCUCUUCUAGUUCCAGUCAAUUGUUGCAACUUACUCACCCUUCUGAUCUUCAGAUUCAUUAUGCUGCUCCUUUGCAACGAGGUCGUGGUUUUGGCCGGAAUAAUUCUUUUAGGGGAGGCCAGACUAAUCAAGGUCGGGGAUCUCGCGAAAGUGGUUGUACUUCUGAUGGCCAAGUGGCUGGGUUUCAUUCUGCCAAUAGUUCUACUCAUGCCUUACCCUCAUUAUUGCCCACUUCGCCAACCCCUAUUGCUUGUCAAUGGUGUAAUCGACUGGGUCAUCAAGCACGUGAUUGCUCUUUCUUAACUGCCAGACCUGCCUCUGCUUCCUCUGCACCCCAGUCACUAUAUGCAAAUUUAGUUCCUACUCCUAUGGAUCCCAAUUGGUACUUUGACAGUGGAGCUCAAACCCAUGCUACCAACAAUCCUAGUAAAUUACUUCACUCCACUCCUUCCUCUUCCUCCAAUUUUAUUCAAGUCGGUAAUGGUCAGUUAUUGCCUGUUACUUCUCAUGGUAAUGCUUUUCUCUCUACCUCCAACUCUCAAUUUCGUCUUAAUAAUGUUUUGGUUGCUCCACAUCUUACCAAAAAUCUUGUUUCUAUUCGUCAGUUUACUCGUGAUAAUAAUUGUAGUGUUAACUUUGAUUCAUUUGGUUUUUCUAUUAAGGACAACAAGACGAAGAACGUCCUCCUUCGUUGCAAUAGUCCGGAUGGCUUGUAUUCAUUUUCUAGUGGUUCCUUCCCCAGUUAUCAUGUUGUCUAUUCUAUUUCGCAUUCUCCUGAUGUGUGGCAUUGUCGUCUUGGUCAUCCGGGCAUCACUUCUAUUCAACACCUUGCUAGACGUGGUCUUCUUCCAAUUGAAAGCGUUACUUUGCCAUCAUGUUUAUGUCAUGCAUGUCAGCUUGGGAAACAUCCUCGGGUUCUGCCAUCCUUGCUUGCUACCGGAGCUGACAUCAGGGAACCAAAAACCUUUAAAGAAGCCUGUCAAUUCUCUGAAUGGCGUUCUGCAAUGGUGGAUGAGUUCUCGGCUUUGCUAAAGAAUAACACUUGGUCUCUUGUGCCUCGUCCUUCAACUGUCAAUGUGGUUGGCUCCAAGUGGGUUUAUCGUAUAAAACAAAAGGAUGAUGGUUCUAUUGAGCGCUUCAAAGCUCGCCUCGUUGCUCAAGGGUUUACACAACAACAAGGUAUUGAUUAUGAUGAUACUUUCAGUCUUGUGGUCAAGCCUGUUACCAUUCAAACUGUUUUGGCAUUAGCUGUGAUGUAUUCUUGGCCUAUUCAUCAACUUGAUGUGAACAAUGCCUUUCUUCAUGGGCGGCUUUUUGAGGUUGUAUAUAUGUCUCAGCCUUCGGGGUUUAUUGAUCCACAAUAUCCUAGUUAUGUUUGUCGGUUGAAUCGUGCUCUUUAUGGCUUGAAGCAGGCGCCUCAUGCUUGGUUUCAAAGGUUUGCAUCUUUUCUGUUUACUCGAGGUUUUUCUCAAGCUCGCUCCGACAGUUCUAUGUUUCUUUAUCAUUCUAAUGGUGCUAUGGCUAUUCUUUUACUUUAUGUGGAUGAUAUUGUGCUCACGGCUUCCACUAUAGUGCUGCUUCAUGACAUUAUUUCUUUGUUGAAACGUGAGUUCUUGAUGAUUGAUUUGGGGCAGCUUAAUUAUGUUUUGGGUAUCAGUGUUAGUUUCAAUUUCGAUGGAUUAUUUCUUUCUCAGUCGAAGUAUACUCAUGAGCUACUUGAAAGAAGUGGCAUGCUUGAUUGUAAGCCAGUGGUAACACCUAUGGAACCUAAGGCCAAAUUGUUUUCUACUGAUGGUCCAACUUACUCUGAUUCGGCAUUCUAUCGUAGUAUUGUGGGUGCCCUACAGUAUUUAACAUUUACACGCCCAGAUAUUGCUUUUGUUGUUGGCCAGGUUUGUCAGCAUAUGCAUGCUCCUACUCACAAUCACUUCACUGCUGUCAAACGGAUAUUAUGCUAUUUGAAAGGUACUCUGAAUUAUGGUCUUCAAUUAUUUCGUAAUUCCUCUCUUUCUCUACAUAUGUUUACGGAUGCAAAUUGGGCUGGGUGUGUUGAUACUAGAAGAUUUAUUUCUGGUUAUUGUUUGUUUCUUGGUAAUUCUUUGAUUUCUUGGUCUUCCAAGAAGCAAAACACUGUCGCUCGGUCCAGUGCUGAAGCUGAAUAUCGUGCUAUAGCCAAUGCUGUUGCUGAGGUUCUUUGGGUUCGUCAACUGCUUUCUGAGCUACAUGUUUUCCUUCAUUCUCCUCCUAUGGUUUAUUGUGAUAAUAUCAGUUCCAUUUACAUGUCUCUCAAUCCAGUUCAACAUCAACGGACGAAGCAUAUUGAGAUUGAUAUUCACUUUGUUAGAGAGCGUGUUGCUUCUGGUAUUAUUUGCAUUCAGUAUGUUCCUUCUUCUACCCAACGUGCUGAUGUCCUCACCAAGGCUCUCUCUUUUGCUCUUUUCCGAUCUCGAAGGUCCAAUUUGAGCGUUCUUUGCUCUCCCGCUCAAAUUGUGGGGGGAUGAUAAUGUAUAUCAUAAUACACGUGUAUAUCAUAUAGGGUUAGAAGUGUAAAUAUACUUCUAUACAUCUUGUAUAUAUACCCUGAUUAUAACCUAAUAAAGAUUGAUUCAGCCU